AUGAAAUAUAUCAUUGUAACCGGAGGAGUGAUCUCGGGGAUCGGGAAGGGCACCUUGGCCUCUUCGACUGGGUUGCUCCUCAAGAUGCUCGGCCUGCGCGUCACGGCCAUCAAGAUCGAUCCUUACCUUAAUCUCGACGCGGGCACGAUGUCACCCACCGAACAUGGCGAGGUGUACGUGCUGGAUGACGGAGGAGAGGCGGACCUGGAUCUGGGGAACUACGAGCGGUACCUGGACGUGACCCUGACCAGGGAACACAACAUCACGACGGGCAAGAUCUACAGCGAAGUGAUCUCGAAGGAGCGGCGGGGAGACUUCCUCGGUAAGACCGUCCAGGUGAUCCCCCAUCUGACCGAUGCGAUCCAGGACUGGGUCGAAAGGGUCAGUAAGAUCCCCGUGGACGAGGACGGAGAAGAACCGGAUGUCUGUAUCGUCGAACUUGGAGGAACGGUGGGGGAUAUCGAAAGUGCGCCGUUCGUCGAGGCUAUGCGCCAGUUUCAAUUUCGGGUGGGGACGGAGAACUUUGCCCUGAUGCACGUCUCGCUGGUGCCUGUGAUCCACGGGGAGCAGAAGACGAAGCCGACGCAGUCCUCGGUCCGGGACCUGCGAGGGCUCGGGCUGACGCCGGACCUGAUCGCGGCCCGCUGCGCCGAGCCGCUCGAGCGGGCCGUGGCGUCGAAGAUCAGCAUGUUCUGCCACGUGGGGCCGGACCAGGUGGUGGCCUGUCACGACGUGGCUAGCGUCUACCAUGUCCCCCUCUUCCUCAAGGAACAGGGGCUAAUGCGCUUCCUCUCCCAACGACUCAACCUGGGCGAGAUCAGCGUGAGCGAGGGCGGACCUCGACAGAAACGGGGCAACGAGCUCCAUGCUCGAUGGAAUAACCUGACCGCAUCAUACGAUCAUACGUUUGGCUCGUUGAAUAUCGUGCUAGUUGGGAAGUACGUGAGCUUGAAAGACUCGUACAUGUCGGUGAUCAAGUCGCUGGAGCAUGCGAGCUUGCGCGUGGGCAAGAAGCUCAAUCUGCAGUGGGUAGACUCUGAACAUCUGGAGAAGAAGGGCGUGGAGACGAAGGAGUAUCACGCGGCGUGGGUUGCGGUCUGUUCAGCUGAGGGGAUCCUGAUCCCUGGCGGGUUCGGUGUCCGUGGGACGGAGGGGAUGAUCGCGGCGGCGAAGUGGGCGCGCGAGAAGCGUGUUCCGUUCUUGGGGAUCUGUCUUGGCUUCCAGAUCGCCGUUCUGGAAUGGGCUCGGAAUGUGUGCGGGCUGAGCGCUGCCCAGUCGACCGAGUUGGACGAGGAUACGCGCGAGCCUGUGAUCAUCUACAUGCCCGAGAUCUCGAAGACGCAGAUGGGGGGGACGAUGCGCCUGGGGCUGCGUGCGACGGCGUUCGAGGCGGACACGGCAUGGUCGGCGAUCAAGGCGAUCUACGGUGGGCGUGAUCGUAUUUGGGAGCGGCACCGGCACCGGUACGAGGUGAACCCGGAGUACGUGGGCCGGCUGGAGCGGGAUGGCUGGCGGUUUACUGGGAAGGACUCGAAGGGCGUGCGGAUGCAGGCCCACCCGGAGUUCUGUACGCGGCCGCUGAACCCCUCCCCGGCCUACCUGGGCUUCCUGGCGGCGGCGUGUGGGCCGAGUUUCCUGGCGGAGCAGAUCGAGCGGCAGCGGGAGGGCUACGUGCCGCCGCACCCGGCCGGGCGGCUUGUGGCCGUGACGCCGACGCUGGGCGCGAGUCGGGCGGACGGCCUGCUCUCGCCGGGGGCUGCUGCAGUGGUGGAUGAGACGAAGGUGCUGGUGGCGGAGGGAUGA
Molecule: messenger RNA, 1803 nt
Organism: Puccinia triticina
Lineage: Eukaryota; Fungi; Basidiomycota; Pucciniomycetes; Pucciniales; Pucciniaceae
Exons: 11
Coding region: 1-1803 (600 amino acids)
Biological process (GO): CTP biosynthetic process; pyrimidine nucleobase biosynthetic process
Cellular component (GO): cytoplasm; cytoophidium
Molecular function (GO): identical protein binding; CTP synthase activity
Source: RefSeq, a predicted model, not a curated record